Baudoinia panamericana UAMH 10762 is the source of this 1683-nucleotide messenger RNA. RefSeq lists its product as uncharacterized. Gene Ontology annotation, biological process: protein deubiquitination. The coding region runs from base 1 to 1683 and encodes 560 amino acids. The record is from RefSeq and is a predicted model, not a curated record. Gene Ontology annotation, molecular function: cysteine-type deubiquitinase activity; zinc ion binding. Lineage: Eukaryota; Fungi; Ascomycota; Dothideomycetes; Mycosphaerellales; Teratosphaeriaceae. The transcript has 3 exons.
AUGGCGACGACAACGCUCACACCAACUUCGGCCACGGCGGAGACGCCUAAGCCCACGAAGAAGGGAUCCAUCAGUGAGAUGAAGACGCCGCUGACGCCUACUCAAACCACCUUUGGAUGCCAACACAUCAAGCGACUCCUCCAGGCCGCGCGCACGCAAGCCACCGAAGGCUACGCUCGCAUCAUUCAGGCGUUGGGAAAGGACGACAACAGUUGCGAUCGAACUCACAAGAGUGGCGCUGGCACGGACACUAUCGUCGGCGUGACAUACCUGUGUCUGCAAUGUCCCAGCAUCGGCGUAGGCCGCGAGCGUCACCGCAAGGACCACGCUUUCUCCGUUGAGUCCAGCAACGGCUCGAUAUACUGCCAUGAGUGCCGCGACUUCGUCUACGAUCCCACAUUCGAAGAGAUCCGCACCAGCAACAACGCCAUCUCCAAGAAACGCAAGCACUCCACCUUCGCCAGCUCCGAAGACCGCAAAUUCGUCUCCACCAACACUGCCACCAUCCCUUGUGCCGCCACUGGGCUUCGCGGGCUCUAUAACAUGGGCCAGACGUGCUUCAUGUCCGUCAUCCUACAAUCGCUUGUCCACAACCCGCUUAUACGGAGCUACUUCUUGAGCGAAGGCCACAAGAGCUCGGACUGCGAAAGGGAAGCGUGCACGUCUUGUGCGUUGGACGACAUCUUCACAGACUUCUACGGUCAGGAGAAGCACGAAGGCUAUGGUGCAGUCCAUAUGCUGCAGGGCUGCUGGAAAGGCGGUGGCGGUCUGGCAGGGUACAGCCAGCAAGAUGCGCAUGAGUUCCUCAACUUCUUCAUCAACAGCCUGCAUACCGCGAUCACGGAGACUGACGAGGCGGAAGAUGAGGAGAACAACAACAAGACUGAGGCCAAACAGAAGGCAGCGGAGAAGGAUGCGAAGGACUGCUCCUGCAUAAUCCACACUGCUUUCUCCGGCCUCUUGACCUCUACCGUUACGUGCACGGCCUGCCGCAACGUCACCACAGCCCUCGAUCCCUUCCUCGACCUUUCGCUCGAUAUCCGCAGUGCCGCCGUCAGCGUCAAGAAGAAGAAACUUACGAUGAUCAACGGCACCACCACCGUCCGCGAAGUCCUACCAAUGGACCUGACCGAGUGUCUUGAUCGUUUCACAAGCGCCGAGACGCUGAGCGCCGAUUCCUACCAUUGCCGCAAAUGUGACAAGAACCAGGAGGCGACGAAGAAGCUGAGCUUGGGCAGACUGCCGCCGGUCGUUGCGGUUCACCUCAAGCGGUUCUCCCACUCAAAGAGUCUUUCCCAAAGCACAAAGAUCGAGACUAAGAUCCGCUAUCCGUUAACGGCGGACUUCACACCUUACCUGACUACCCCGGUACCAAGCAACAGUGGCAAAAACAAGCCUAAACCGCAGCAGCAAGCGACCGGUCAUGCGCCGGAUGAUGAAGCCUCUGCUGCCGAUACGGUGGACUCAAGCGCAUAUACACCGUCAGAUCCCAUAUACGAGCUCAGCAGCGUCGUCGUCCACAAAGGCAAGAUUGAUAACGGACACUACGUCAGCUACAGCCGGCAAGCCGAGCACGAGUGGUAUCGCUUCGAUGACAGCAUGGUUGUGCAGGUGGAUGAGAAGGAGGCACUCAGUGCUGAGGCGUAUAUGUUGUUUUACGUGGCUAGAGGUUUGGAUAUGUGA